AUGUCCAACUACUGGCCGUCAAGCUGGAUCGGCACCGACAUUGACCUCGCAAAGGGCUUCACCGCGGAGCAGGCCGACUGUGUGGAGUUGAAGUAUGCCCAGCUGGCCACAAACGGCAUUAUCGACCAACACAGCGGGUUUCCGAAGCUCGAGGGCCAAGUCAUCGUGCCAGAUGACGACGACCACAUCUGGAGACUCACUGCUGCUGCGGUGAAGCGGUAUCGCUAUGUGGCCGAUGACGAUGGAGACUACUAUGCAGACGACGAUAUCGAUCCGCUCGUCUGGCAGUGCAAAGAACGCAACGGCAAUAUCUCCAGUGUUGAGAUCAAGAGGCUGUCAACGGUUACAGCAGCUCAUCGCGCUGGUCUCACUGACGAGGAGGAACAAAGGAUCGUCUCACGCUCUUACGACAAAAGGAGCACUAUUGUUCUCCCAGGCCUCGGAGAUCAAGGUGGCGUCGGCGGCCAGACCACAAAGAAGCCAAACAAAGAGAUGGAGACGUCGAUAGAAGACGAUGAAGAGCACGCGACGGGACACUCGAGCCGUUCGCCAUCUCGUGGCGGUUCGAAACGCAAGGGCGAAGAAGACAAUCUGCCGCAACCUCCGUCAAGAGCAAAACGCGCCCGUAUCGAUGAGCCAUCCGUUGAGGAUGGAACUGUCAGCGCAGGAACGGAAGAGCGAGACAUUCUUCCACCGAGCCGUUUCUCCACGCGGGGGAAUGGUGUUUCUCGCCAUCUUUCCAUCACCACCGCGAGCCCGGCUGACACCAAUGAAGCCGAAACAGACGGUCGAGAUGAUGGAGACACCAUCGGCGUCAAGCCAGCAGGAAGCGGAUACAGAAGCGCUUUCAAGAUCUCUCCUGCCAUGACGAGUCCACCGCACUUGCAGACAGACGAGGAUGUCAUGGUGGCUAAGGUGAUGGAAGAGAUGCGGGACACAGCUCCUCGCACUUGGCGUGCGAUGAUGGGCAUCGAAGAGACGGAUGUUGACGAUGUGGCGACGCAACCAGACUCGCAUCUCCAAGCCACCUUGGGCAGUGGUAGGCGCGUUGCUACUCGAAAGACCACUCGAAGCGGUUCAGCAAUCUCGAACGCGAAGGCCGCGCUUACAGACAACAUGCCCACGAGAAAGUCCUCUCGCCAUACGUUCCGUCCACAAACGUAUGCGAGGCGUCCUUAA
This is a messenger RNA of Zasmidium cellare ATCC 36951, 1179 nucleotides long. RefSeq lists its product as uncharacterized. The transcript has 2 exons. The record is from RefSeq and is a predicted model, not a curated record. Lineage: Eukaryota; Fungi; Ascomycota; Dothideomycetes; Mycosphaerellales; Mycosphaerellaceae. The coding region runs from base 1 to 1179 and encodes 392 amino acids.